Messenger RNA from Morus notabilis, 369 nucleotides. RefSeq lists its product as uncharacterized. Lineage: Eukaryota; Viridiplantae; Streptophyta; Magnoliopsida; Rosales; Moraceae. Gene Ontology annotation, cellular component: mitochondrial large ribosomal subunit. The coding region runs from base 1 to 369 and encodes 122 amino acids. The transcript has a single exon. The record is from RefSeq and is a predicted model, not a curated record.
AUGUUGAAGUUCUUGUCGAGAGUGAACAUCGAGUUCAACACGUUGGAUCCACGUACAGCGUCGUGCAUGGAGUUCUUGGCACAGUGCAACACUCGCAAGGCGAAGGAGUCGAACCCGGCCAGUCAGGUCCUCGUCAAGCGCCGGACCGACGACGAGCCGCCCAAGAUCGCCGUCACCUUCGUCAACGGAGUCGAGGAAGUCUUCGACGCCACGUCCACGCCUGCCCAGAGCAUAAGGACCAUGAUUCUCCAAAAGGGUCAGUCCCUCGAGACCGAGCAGAUGUUCCGCGAGGCCGGUGAGCCCUGGCCCGUCCUCAUUCCCGAGGAGGAGCUCCACCAACUUCUAAAUCAAACACACCUAGCGGUCUAG